Messenger RNA from Stylophora pistillata, 2081 nucleotides. RefSeq names its product homeobox protein Nkx-2.8. Gene Ontology annotation, cellular component: nucleus. Gene Ontology annotation, biological process: cell differentiation; regulation of transcription by RNA polymerase II. Gene Ontology annotation, molecular function: RNA polymerase II cis-regulatory region sequence-specific DNA binding; DNA-binding transcription factor activity, RNA polymerase II-specific. The record is from RefSeq and is a predicted model, not a curated record. Lineage: Eukaryota; Metazoa; Cnidaria; Anthozoa; Scleractinia; Pocilloporidae.
CAUGAUAGAGCUCUUUUGCUGGUAAACUUAAACUAGAACUGCCUGAACACUAAAAAUAUUUCUAGCCUCAGGGUAUAGGAACUGUUAUUUUUAGGUGGAAAAAUACAGGAAACGACACCAGAAACGUGUUUUCAGUGAAGCACGGUUUGAUGUGACCUAAAAUACGACCGACAAAAAUUUGAAUUCCUGCUAAUUUUGUCACAGAAAUAAAUUUGUUUAAUUUUCCUUUAAUGUUUUCAAGAAUUAAUCCUUCAUUGCCUGGGGGAAAAAUUUUUAUUGAGCCGUUUACGUUUCGCGAUGAUGCAGGUCAAAGUGUUUGGAACAUAGAAGAUAAUCCGUUUCGUCGAUCAACCUAAAUCAUAGCGUGUCACGUUAGUUAUUUAGAUUCAAAUAAGAAAUGAUCACUCCUGCCACUUCUCCAUCGCUUUAAUUUGAGUAGUUAAAGUGUGUUUCACGAGCCGUAGAAAUCGUUCGAAACUGCAUCAGACCAUGUAUAGUUUGUUCACGCAGUAAACAUUUCCGGAAUCAACGACCAUAAUUAUGAAUUUGACAACGGUCCCAAAAUGCCGGAUUCGUCAUGUACGGACAGUCCGUGGUGCGGAUGUGAUCCAUUCUAUGUUGUAUGAUUUUAACAAUAUGAAAGUUGAAGUAAAUUGUCACAAAGAAUCAUUUCAUGAGCAAACAACUAAGCGUCCUGUUUCGGUAGUCAAACAUCGCCCUGUAUCUAUUUCAUUAGAACCAUCUUCAUUUCUAAGUGGAGAGACGUUCUGUUUCCGCUCAUGUCAUUUUCAGCCCGGUAUAAGAAUCCAUCAAAGAUGCUUGAUUCGUGCAAAAUCAGAAAGGAACAUUCUAGGCGGAGAUUGAUAAACGGGGUUACAUUCUUGUCUGUUAUUACAUCCCACGGAGAGCCGGCUUGUGAUUCCAGUUUUUACCACGUGCGAGGAAUUACAAAUGGAACAAGAGGACAGAAUUCGAUCAUUGAAUUCCAAGAGCGAAGAACAGAUGUCAUUUCAAGACAGGAGCUGCCCUCCACAGACGUUGUCCAGUCCAGACGAGCCAGAGGCGAACGCGCCAGAAACGGCCAAGUCAAGCGGCCAACAAACAAGCAUCUCGCAGUUUGACUCCGUCAAAAAGGAUCAUUCUGACAAAGAUUUGAAGAAACGAAAAAGGCGAGUGUUGUUCACAAAAGCGCAAACUUUUGUCUUGGAAAGACGAUUUCAACAGCAAAGAUACUUAUCUGCGCCCGAACGCGAGGAAUUGGCAAGAAUCGUAAAUCUUACACCAGCCCAAGUGAAAAUUUGGUUUCAGAAUCACAGAUACAAAUAUCGUAAGCAGAUUAGCGAACGAGGACCUUGGGACAAACCCUACUCGCCUCUUUCACAAGGAGCAUUGCUAAAUGGUUCUGGACAAUUCUGCAGCUGUGUCAGUCCUUCGUGUAGCUAUCUAAGCGGGUCGCCGUAUCAAGGCGACUACCUGCAUUAUCCUCCGCCCGUAAACUCUUCCUACAUCCAACCGACAACUUAUUGGUAAAAAAAUUCACGUUGCUCCAAGAAAUGCGCCUGCUGUUGUGAACAAAUAGCUGUUAAAUUUUUAGAAAACGCAGCGAGUUUAUUUAUCGAUAAGUCAGUCUGUGUUUUACAAGUAAUUGGAGUAAAUGUUCAUUGGGUGCGUAGCGUUUGUCAAAAACAGAUAAAAAAGUGAAAAGUUCAGUUUAGAUCAUAGCUUCUAAGAAAACAUGGCUUGUAUAAAGGUACAAAAAUUAACCUGUGGAAGGCUCGCAAUAACUAUAUAAAAAAGUCCGCUGUAAAUUCUACGCUUUCUUGGGCAAAACCGAGAUUCGAUCGUCUAUUCCAAUACUUGGCAAAUUUGAUCAGUAGAAAUCGCGUGUGUUAACCAGUGUAGAAAUAACAGAGAAAGGGAUCAUUAAGAUAGUAAAAACUAUAUUGUAAAUAGUUGCGUACUUAGUGUGUAAGAUGAUUGUGUAAUGUAUUGUAUUGUACUGCUUGGAGAAGAAAAUCGGUGCCGUUUCAUGCAGAUAAUAUAAUGUACAGGAAAUAUCAACUGUGCGCGUUGGACAUUUU